AGUACAGUAUGUCAAAAUGACAAAUUGUUUAUUCAUUCAACAAAUACAUCAUGUAGCUUUUCACACGUCUUCCAAGGUUCACUUGGGUUACAUGUGUAUAUGUAAAGCUUUUCCGUACAAGAGUGUUUGCACACUGUAAAAUGACUUGGUUUGAAAAGUUCUUUAAAAAUAAUUGAAACGAAAAAUUUAAAUUUAAAUUUGAUUUUAACCAGCAAAUGGCACCAAACUAGUGUAAACUGAGGGAACCGUAGGGAUGGUUUACGUAUAUACAAAGCACUUGUACAUGUACAUUGUGUAUAUGUACAUGUACAGAACUGGAACCUAUGGUACUGUACGAGUACACGUUAAUGUAUGGCACAAGUUUUUUCAUUCAGUUCUUUCAUUUCUAUGUAGGAAAAAGAAUAAUGAGUUAAAGAAUAGGAACACAAACAUUCCAUUUGGUUUAUUUAGAACUUGGACAUAAUUCAUGCCAAUUGAAGUACAUGUAUCUAAUUGCUUUUGAAAAAGGGUUUCAUGUUUCACUCUUCAGAUGAGCUCCUCCACAUUACCUUGAUUAAUCAUUAACGCAGAUGGCUCAUUGGCCAAAGUCUGACACCAAAUUGUUUGCCAAGCACUUGGACUUCAGAGGCAUCCCCUCAGCCCAAAACCAACCAAUCCUUGGGCUGCCCUCGGCAUUUGUUGGCGUGGGGGUGGGUGUGAUAAGAGAUUUUGAAAGUCCGCAUAGGAAAUUUGGCAACACCAAAGUAUCCCAGUCAGAUGUAAAGCAAGUUGUGCUCUUGCAGGUUGGUAUGGUUCCGGUACAUUGCCUGUAGACCAGGCAUUUCUGUGGAAGGCAAAGCCAUUAUUGCAGUCUCACAUUACCAUUAAAACAUACAAGCAUUCUUAGACGUGGCAUCAGUUCUCAAGAACAAGAUGUCAACUCACUCGCCCUUCAUCCUUUCAAGACCAACCUCCAAACCGAAGAGGCGGACUGGCAUGGCUUCACCUCUCACUAAAAAGAGGCGCUCCUCCCCCAGAUCAGCAGAGAAGGCGGCUCGGCCCAGGCGGCGUCUCGGGGUCGCCACAGUUACCAGUAAUCAUCAAGGAGGCAAGAAGAGACACCAGAGAGAUGGAGUCAGAGACAUUGCUUCUGUAGCCCAGUGCCAGGAAUUCCAAGAAGAUCUCGACAGACUGAUCAGCUGGUUAACAGCCACCAUUGACCAAUCAGAGCAGUGGAAAGCACCCUCCGACAACACACUCAGCAUCAGAGUACAGCUGGAAAAAUACCUGGCUUUUGCUAUGGAACUUCAGACCCGACAGCAUCUGAAAGACAACGUUAUACUCCGGGGACAAGACCUCAUCUACCAGUACCCCCACCUUGCCAGCAACCUUCAGACUACGGUGGACCUCAUCGCCAGGCAGUACCAGCGGCUGGAGGAGAGGCUAGACACCCAGUUCAGACAGCUAGAGGAAGCGCUGGCGGCCCUGGAGACUAGCACCAGAUCAGACUCGAAGGGUCACCGGUCAUUUGAUGCUGAGCUGAUCAUAGACUCGAUCGAGCAGAUGUCGUUCCGCCUUCAGAACAGCAAGCGGCGCAACUCUCCCAUGGAAGUCAGUGUGAAAGCCUUGAACAAGCAGGUGGACACAUUCAACACAUCCAACAAGUUGGCCUCGACUGGAGCCAGUGAUUCUUCUUGUAGCUCCUCCCCCGACUUUGAUGUUCUGUAUGAGGAGCUUUCCGAUUGGCUGAGUGAGCUGAACAUGGCUGUGACGGACAGCCAGAAAGGCCAGUCAGAUCAGAGGAUGGAACAGAUGUUUAAGGGUUAUACACAAGAGCUGCACCUCCGAGAAGUAACGCGGGCUAAACUUAACAAGAAAGCCCAUCGCAUCGUGGCCCGCCGCCCCUCUACCACCGCCGAGGUCUCCACCAAGCUCCAGGCCAUCAAUGAGCAGUGGGCCAGUCUCCAGGCUCGCCUGGAGCAGCCGACAGCCACCACCUGCUCCCCAGGGGACCCAGCUGUCUUUGCCAGCUCGGAGGAGGUCAUGACGGUGACUCUGGAGGUGGAGGAGGUCAUAGUGCAGCUGAAGGUGUGGCUAACGGAGAUGGAGAGGAAGCUGUUUGCCACGGAAAGCAUCAAGUGCCCCGGCAGUGUGGAACACAUGGAGAAACGACUGGAAGCACACAAGGAGCUUCAGGAGGACAUUGCUAAGAAUUCAGAGGGCAUCCAGGUGGUUCUCAACAUGUGUGAGAUUCUGCAGAAAGACAAGCACGCCUGCGCCAGCGAGAAGGAGCGAGAAUCGCUGCAGUUGGCGGCUUUUAACCUGGAGCGUCGCUGGCAAGCCAUCCAGGCACAGGCCAUGGCAUUACAGUGCAGUCUGGAGGAAAAAAUCCGAACGUUCAAGGGAAACAGAACAGCAGUGGCUGAAGAUAUUCAGAGUGAAGCUGCCUCUGUUGGUGACAAAGGGAAUAAUCCCUUGCCCUCCAUGAAAGCUGAUCUCCUUCCCUACCAGCCCUCUGGUGCUAAAGACGAUUCAGCUUUAUUCAGUCUCGGUCAUGGCAUCAACUAUGAUGAUAUACUUCUAGUCCGUGAGGCGUUUUCAGAGAAUGAUGCCUUUAGCAUCAGCGAUGCAUCUGAGGUGUCUCUUGGUGACUUUGCAUUUGAUGAUGUCCUACCUAUGAAGGGGGAAGACGAAGAGGUGCCCCUGUCCGUCCCAUCCCAGACCCCAGACAUCAUGGAGAUGAGUGAUGAGAUGAUUGACGCCUAUCUCAAGAUGGAGGAAGAUCAGCUGCGGCUGGAGGAGGCCUCCAUCAAUGGCAACAUGCUCCCGGAUGUUGCCGAGAUCAGAGGCAGGAGCAACUCGGAGUUGGAAUUCUGGUCCAUGUCGCCAAGGGAGGAUAUCACAAUGUCCAACUCGGUAGAGCUCCCCAAUGUCAUGCCUUCCCUGGCAGACUUGGAUCAAGAACCGGUCCUCCUCCGAGAAGGAGCUAACUCCCUAAAAGCGUCUUCAGCCCACUCUACAACAAACUACCACCGGAUCACCUUGGGCAAGUACAGUACCGGAACGGUGGAUUUCAUGUCAUCUGUGGUCAAAGAUACUCUGGAGAGCCUCUGCUCUGAUGACGAACUGGAAGACGAUGUAAAUGAAGCAGAUGAUGAAGAUGAAGAGGAUGUAGACGUGACGUUGACUGAUGAACGAUGCAAGAGUAGAAUCCAAGAAAAUGAUAAUGAUGAUGGCCAAGUCCUUGGUAAUCUUGUGUUCACCAUGGAAGACUUAGAUGAACCCAUUGCCACCCCGAGCCCUGUCCCCAAACCUGUGAAACAUCUCAGCCGUUCACUACCAGUGAUCCAUCACACCUUGCAAAGCAGAGACAUCCCUACCCAUGAUUACCCUGCAUCCUACCCCACCCAACCGGUUCCCAACACCUGGUCUCAUCCGAGCGUCACCAUUGCUAAAUCUCCUCGUCAAAAGAAAGGUUUUUUCCCUUCCCAUGCUACCUGUUUCUUACCCAACCCCUUUGACGAAGUCCUCAGUAGCAGUCCAGUUAAACAGGAGAAGUUUAUGAACACAAGUCCCUCAACUGAGCUCCGUAAGCUCCGGAGACGCCUGAGCCAAGUCUCCAAUCCAUUCAGUGAAGAGGAACCAAGACGUCAGCAGAAAGUGACAUCUCCCCCUCCCCGAGACAACCUUCUUGAGAUCACAGACCUCAGCUUGUCCCAUAUGUAUGAGUCGCUGGACUUGGUGACAGAGCUGACGCAUUCUCUUAUGCCGGGUGCUCGUCCCCCAAGAGAUGAUGUUGACAUUCCGCUGGAUUUCCCGCUCCUUGAACAAAUUGAAGAUUCUGAUUCAGAUUUGUUCAGCGACAGCAGCGAAGAAAUAGAAAGAGAAGAGCUUGUCCAAACGUGGAUCAACGAAAAUAUGCCAACCCCUCCCGAAAUCAUUCCUCUGGAGAUGCCGCCCGAGUUGCCUUUUAAUACCGCCUUCAGCUUGGAAGGCGGCAUUCAACAAAUCCCCACCCACGACCUCCCCAGCCUGCCCGUGUGCAAUCCCGAGGGUGUGAACCCAGGGCAGGAAACACCAGACUUGGUGAACAGCCUACCGCCUCACCCUGGUCCAGUAAUAGACCAAGUACAGGAAGCAGAUGGUUUCCUGGAGUCACUCCCCUUGGAGAGCCAAGCCAGUCAGGGUCACUGCACCGACGCAGAGAGUGUGGAAGCGCCCAAUGAGGAAGUGAACCUCACUGAACAGGAAGUGGUGAAUCAGCAUGGAGCCAGCACUGCAAUCAGUGCAUGUAGUGAAGCACUUCCAGAAUCUGAUAGUGCAGCGAGCAGUAAUGGUUCAUACAGCUUCAGUAAAUCAAUGCUGGACAGUAGUUGUGACUUCAGUGCCAUCAAAGAACGACUGAGGAAAGAAAUCAUGGAUCAGCCCAACCAGAAGCAGGCCUACUUCACCUAUCUGUCCAAGCUGGCCGAGUCUUGCUCCGAUGACAAGAACCUGAGCCAAAUCCUGGGAGAGUUCAAUCACCAGAAAUGCUACCUGUGGUCCAUUGGGGGCUCUCCAGAUCAACCUAAACAAUCCACAGAUGACUCCCAAGAUGUACUUGAUACCGCCAGUGAUAGCUGGCUGGAUGUUGCCUCCCAGUGUUCAGACGAAACCGACAAACUCCUUGAAGCAUCAAGCUCACUAGUGGAAGAGCUGGAGCGAGGAGCCCGCCUCCAGGCCAAACCUCUACCGGAAAAUGAGAUCGGCAGUUGGCGCGAUGUCAUCGUUCUGUGGCUGGAUGAGCAGUCCACUUCUACCAAGAGUGAUGAUGUCACUGAUUCUGAACAUGGUAUCACAGCUCCCAGUGAUGACCUCAUCAACAGCGAUAAUGUCAGAGAUACUGUCAUAAAAAACAAAGGAACGCAAGACUCCACAUUCAAGCCCAAUUGCCAGCGUGGCAAGAACAUCACAAGUCUAUUCUCUGAACAGAAAUUGGAAGUCUUGAAAAUCCACGAUGACGCAUCUUUUGAUGCCACCGAUGAUGGUAUAGUUCCAGACUCCAAUCCUCAGGAAGCAUAUGAAGAAAGUACCGACUAUGGUGUCAUCACCAAUGGAAAGCAAUGGUCACCACCCUCAGAACUCAUCGACAGUGGCAACUUCUCAGCUGAUGGUACACUAGAUGAUGAGAGUCUUCUGUCUGAGAACCACGUCUCUCCACUUACAUGUAGCUCUGACCAUCCAACCUGGAUGCCCAAUGCAGCAUCUCCGGAGGAUGAGGACCAGGCAAGAAGCCAGCUCAUCUCGUCCCCAUCAGCCCACCCCGCCCUCAUUCUCCCUGACACCAAGGAUGCAGCAUCCGGCUCGGGUUUUCCUCCCGUCACCUCUGAUCACGUCUCUGUCUCUGCCCACCGGCAGGAGUCAAGCUACGUUGGCCGCGUCCUCUGUCUGGGCCUGCCCAUCUGCAUCUUUCUCUUCUUCUGCAUCCUUUUUGUCUUGCUCCUGCCGGCUGUCAUCGUCUCGGCAACUGGAGAUUGCUCCUUGUCGCUGACCGACAAUCUCAUGCUGCACAGCCCGAGCUGGGAGCCCUUACUACACUACGUCAGAGGACCUCCACCACAGUAGCUGUUGCCUGCUGUUGGUAUGUGAUAGUACUCAUAAACAGACCUUUCAUUCCCUCACAGAUGAUGACCUCUGUACUGGUGACAUCAUUCUCUGAUUACAAGUGCUUUUUCUGUGGAGCCAGUGAGGGGCCCAUGGUCCACUAAACACCACUGGAACACACCCACAUACAGUGACGAAAUCAUCAGUACAGAGGUCUGUUAAUGUGAUUAACUUAUGCAUACAUGUGUGCGUGAGGAAGUACCGGUACAUGUACACUUUUUUCAACAAAAAAAGAUAAUGGGAUUGAUAAAAUUACCUCUGGUUCUCUAAAAUGGCAUAUAAAACUUGAAAAUUUGUUAAAUUUUAGCUGCUUAAUAGUGGAGAGGACAUGUACAUAAACAGUGUUACUCAAGUUGAAUGAAAUCGUCCAACACCUGUUGUGAAACUCUUUCACUUACAUGUACAUGUAAACUAAACAGCCACUACAGCUAGAAGCCUUUGCUGAGGUUGGACUUUAAUUACAUGUAGGUUAUACAUGUACAUGUACAUAUUCAGUGAUUGGUCCCGGGACUAACAGGACGCAAAACUUGUGACCACCCAAAUGGCUGGGAACGGCACAUUUAAAAGCACCUUGAGCUUGCAUGUGAGUGUGUUUGCACCUUAGUUGAGUUUGUAUCUUACUGUGGUAGGCUGGUCAGUCUACAUGUACACGUGUCUCUCCAUCCAGUUUUUGACUGGAUAUCCAAUCUAGGAAUGUCCAAGUGUCACCCAUUGUGUUUACCCCCAAACCCUGGAUGUACAGGUAUACACCAUACCCCUUCUUGCUUGCAUAGCCAGGCUGACGUGCUGAGAUUACUCCAUGCUGAAUUUACUCGUACUAACACAUAUGGGUGACUGCCCAAGACCCAGCAGAUCCUUUUGAUAAGUUGAAAAUCCUAAGAAUGAACGGUCUGUAAGUGGCAUCUUGUGAGAGAUGUUUCAGGCAUCUGAAAUUGUUGACUUAAUACAGAGCUACAAAACGGUUUGUAUUCAUUAAUACUCGCAACUGUAUUGGAAAUACAGUUAACUAUACCUGUGUUAUUUCCUUGUAUCAUGUAUAUAUUGGUGUGACAUAUACAUGUACAGUGUAUAUAUAAAAUGUGCUCAUGUUCUUUGGUGUAUAAGCUUUGCUUUGCCAUGUAAAUCUGAUUUAUGAAUCAUUCUAUAAAUCUGGGGUCAAAACAUCCAUUACACCUGACCAAUGGAAGCUGACGUGGAAGUAUCAUUGAAAUUGAUUUUAAAUUUUAUUGUUUGUAGCAGGUGUUUUGCAUUACUCAAUCACUAUAAGAAAUUAAAGACUGUGUUCCAAUCUUGCAAAGUUCUUUGUCAGAUGUGACAGGGACAUGAUUAAAGAAUUGGACCCCUGCUUUGUAGAAUCACCCUUAUGUACUAGCCUACAUGUACACCUGAUAUUAAGCAGUUGUGUUGUAAAUAUACAUGUAAAUGUUUGCUUUGUUUGUUCACGUUCAAAUGAGGACAAGGUGUUCUGAAAUGUCUACAGAUUAUUGGCUACACACUAGGUUUCCAUUUCAGUUUUAAUGAUUGAAGUUGUGUCCUGUAGCCAAUGCACCUUCGUAUACUGUGUUAUAUUUUUGCUUUCAAAGUACAUGUAAAACUGUUUCUGCAUUCACUGUGACUUAGCGGUAGAUUAAACGUUGAUAUUUAUACCCACUGCUACAUAGGACCCAUUUGUCUUUUAAAUUUGGUCCUGCCAAGAGACGGAGAGACGGUUUUUGUAGUUUUCUGAGUGAAGUCUUAGCCAUGGUUGCAGGUUGCUGCCUUGGCAGGCUGGUUCCAUCCCCCUGGGACUUGUCCUCGUCACUUUAUUCCUCUGUCUUGCCAUUUACUUUAACUUGAUUCAUUCUCAUCUUGCUUACUCUUGCACACAGUCCCUUCCAUCAUCUUGCCACAGUUCCCCUUCCCUCCAUAAUUCUUCUACCCCUCCACCUUUUACCAAACUGUGUCCAUCCUUUCUCAUUUCUGCUCAAGCACAGACCUUUCCCCUGCCCAACCUCUCUCCCAGCGACCUUUUGUCCCAUACAUUUACCUUCAUUGCUCCCUGCCCUUUUCCAGCCUUAUUUUUCUGUUCACUUCCCUGCUUUCCCUCUAUGACAGUAAAUCAUAAGCUUCUCUUAUCCUUAAAGCCUUUCAAUCAGCAUGGCAUACUUCUCUCUUUUUAUUUUGUCUUUAAGGCAUCUUAUUUUUCAUUCAACUUUGUCAUCCUCCCUGGGGCCAGUUUCA
This is a messenger RNA of Acanthaster planci (crown-of-thorns starfish), 7842 nucleotides long. RefSeq lists its product as uncharacterized. Gene Ontology annotation, cellular component: membrane. NCBI's taxonomy places the organism in Eukaryota, Metazoa, Echinodermata, Asteroidea, Valvatida, Acanthasteridae. The record is from RefSeq and is a predicted model, not a curated record. Gene Ontology annotation, molecular function: protein binding.